AUGCAAGUUCAACUUCCAUACGAUGUCGGCGCCUUCAACAAACUUCCCAGUUUAAAUGAAGCCCAUACUCAAUUCAUGGCGAUGAAUGGUCUCAAGGUUCUGGAAGAAUUUCUACAUUCCCUUUUCCUCCGGUACCAAAUGACCGAGAAGUUUGGAAUGACCCUUCUUCAUUCGCACUUCGUCCUGAAUGACCAUGAGAUCCUUGUUGAAGCCAACGGCACCUCGACACCUUGGGACUUACGCGGAGCUGAUCCCACCCCUACUGGCUUCGCGAAAUAUGACGGCGCCAUCAAACCCAGCUCGUGGAUGGUAACCGAUGAUCACUUGCGUGCAUUCGAAUUUUAUUUCGAUCCCAACACUGGCACUCCAGGUAUUGAUCCUAGUGUCUCGUUCGUUGAAGACCUCAGCACCAUCCUCAAAGCCAACAAUCUUUCUAAUGUCCUUGGGCUCUAUCAAAUUGCCGAUGCUUCCACUGGCCAGAUAGAGGUCACAGAGGGACGGGCAAACGUCACUUUUCCCUUCGAUAAAGUGGCUCACCCGGAUGUUAUCAACAGCGACAAGUACAUACAAACAAGUUGGCAGUUUCCGAGCACCAGCACUGGAAAGCCUCAGGCAAGAAAUUGGUGUGCGAAAGUUUGCAUUAAAGCUCACAUAGAGCUCCAUGGCGAGAAGCCUUGA
Messenger RNA from Penicillium subrubescens, 678 nucleotides. RefSeq lists its product as uncharacterized. Bases 1 to 678 code for a protein of 225 amino acids. The record is from RefSeq and is a predicted model, not a curated record. The transcript has a single exon. Lineage: Eukaryota; Fungi; Ascomycota; Eurotiomycetes; Eurotiales; Aspergillaceae.